GUAUAAUGUGUCAAAUACGCGGAACAUUAAACAUGUGGAACCUAAAAUUGGGGUUGAGAAAUUUGGGGACUCUUUAAGAGCGGAUCAGGCAUGUUAACCACACAUCGCUGUGCGAAAGCACUUCAGCUCACCCUCGCCGUGAUCAAGCCUGAUGCAGUGGCGCAUCCUGUCAUCUUGGAGGCCCUUCACCAGAGAAUCCUAGAGAACAACUUCAUCAUUGUCAGGUCCAAAGACCUGGUGUGGAGGAGACAGGACUCUGAGAAGUUCUACUCUGAACAUGCAGGACGGUUCUUCUACCAAAGACUGGUUGAGUUCAUGUCCAGUGGUCCGAUGCGGGCGUACGUCCUGGCUAGAGAGGACGCCAUAACCCACUGGAGAGAACUGAUGGGUCCUACCAAGGUGUUCAGGGCCCGCUAUACCUCUCCCUUAACCAUCAGAGCCCAGUACGGACUCACUGACACCAGGAAUACCACACACGGCUCUGAUUCGGUGGAGUCAGCACAGAGGGAGAUCAGUUUCUUCUUCCCAGACUUCAGUCAGGAGACGUGGAUGGAGAGAGAGGAGCUGGGGUUCAGGAAGGGACGCAUGGAGUACAACCAGAAGAAACAGAUACACACGUUACCAGUUCACAGCUAACUGCUGAUCUCAGUACACAUUUUAAACAAUUAAGUGACUGGACCAGGGCCUGUAUUCAUAAAAUAUCUCAGUAAGCGUGAACAGUAUAUACAGUACCAGUCAAAAGUUUGGACACACCUACUCACUUAAGGGUUUUUGUUUUGACUAUUUUCUACAUUGUAGAAUAAUAGUGAAGACAUAAACUAUGAAAUAACACAUAUGGAAUCAUGUAGUAUCUAAAAAAG
This is a messenger RNA of Salmo salar (Atlantic salmon), 860 nucleotides long. It is a transcript of the gene nme6, whose product is annotated as NME/NM23 nucleoside diphosphate kinase 6. Gene Ontology annotation, molecular function: nucleoside diphosphate kinase activity. Gene Ontology annotation, biological process: negative regulation of mitotic nuclear division; GTP biosynthetic process; negative regulation of cell growth. Lineage: Eukaryota; Metazoa; Chordata; Actinopteri; Salmoniformes; Salmonidae. The record is from RefSeq and is a predicted model, not a curated record. Gene Ontology annotation, cellular component: mitochondrion.